AUCGAUGACUACUUUAUCACAGGACAUUUGAGUCACAAAAUUGGUGUUGUAUUCGAUAACAUAGUGUUGUUCGAUACUGGCAAAGAGCCGAUGAUGGAAGGAAGGAGUUGGUUCUGGGUUAGUGAUUCGGAGGAUAUGACCAAAGCGAUGAAAUUGUGGAAAAAUUUGGAAGAAGCACAUAGAAACGCGUCGAAUUCAAUCGUCCUCUCGUUAUGA
Molecule: messenger RNA, 216 nt
Organism: Anisakis simplex (herring worm)
Lineage: Eukaryota; Metazoa; Nematoda; Chromadorea; Rhabditida; Anisakidae
Source: the annotation of a GenBank genome assembly